CAUGUCCACAGGGCAUCGGCAUUCCCAAAAUACCCCAAGUUGGAUCGAGCUCGCCCAGCGGACGGUAAAAGAGAUCAAUGAGAUAAGGGCAGAGGAAUUCCUGCCCCAGUGAAGCCUUAUGGGUAGCGGCGGCGGCGGUGACUGGGGUCGGUCAGAGAGGGGUAUGUAUAGCAGCCUAGCUGGUAAAGUGCCCCGGGGAGACACAGGUUUAGAAAAAAAAGGAAGAGGAAGAAAAAAAAGAAAAGGGGGGGAGUCGUUCAGGAAGAGGCUGCCGCUGUCGCGGAACGCUUCAAACGGUAAGAGGGGAACUCGGUGUUUGACGUCACGGUUGGCUCGGGAGUUCGGAGGGUGCCUACCUGACGGACGGCUCGACGGAGCGCGGAGCGCACCUGGGCGCGUGGCCACUCCCGCGCUUCUCCUCCCCACGUACGCGUGGCCGGCGGUGACCGCUUGUUAGCCAUUACACGGUAGACCGGGAGGCGGUCUCGGCGGUGGCUUAAACAACCAAAACCCGCCAGUUCCGGUCACCACAAGUGGGGUUCGGCGGAGAGCCGACCAGGUCCGAACGGCCGCGCCGCGCCGGUCCCCGCGGCGGAGCCUCGGCAGCCCCCAUGCGUCGCGCAGUCGUAUUAUAUGAUAGACAAAAGCCACAGGUGCCAUUUUAAGCGAGCGGAUUAAACGGAGGAGUUCACCAUGUUCGGAGCGGAGAGGAGAGCGGAGAGCCGGCUGAAAAAGUUGGAAGCCACGAUGAGGGACCCGCAGUCCGUCCUCAACGUGGAGACGCUGCUGGAUUCCGUAAAUGCUCUGGCACUUGAUCUGGACUACCCUGCCCUGCGGAAAAACAAAAACAUAGACGCCUUUCUGAGCCGAUAUGAGAAGGCGGUGGAUCAGCUCCGAGAGCUGCAGGUGAAGCUUGAGGACUUCGACAGAGUGAAGCUGAUUGGGAGAGGAGCUUAUGGAGAAGUGCAACUGGUCCGUCACAAGGUGUCUCAGAGGGUGUACGCCAUGAAGCAGCUCAGCAAGUUUGAGAUGAUCAAACGCUCAGACUCCGCCUUCUUCUGGGAGGAGAGGGACAUCAUGGCCUUCUCCAACAGCCCCUGGGUGGUCCAGUUGUGCUGCUCUUUCCAAGAUGACCGUCACCUCUACAUGGUGAUGGAGUUCAUGCCUGGAGGAGACCUGGUCACCCUAACUAUGAACUAUGACAUGCCAGAGAAGUGGGCACGCUUCUACACGGCCGAAGUGGUGCUGGCGCUGGAUGCCAUCCACUCCAUGGGUUUCAUUCACCGGGACGUGAAGCCUGACAACAUGCUGCUGGACCAGCUUGGACAUCUCAAGCUCGCCGACUUUGGCACGUGUAUGAAGAUGGACACGACUGGCAUGGUGCACUGUGACACAGCGGUGGGCACACCAGACUACAUCUCCCCUGAGGUUCUCAAAUCCCAAGGAGGGGACGGUUACUAUGGCCGCGAGUGUGACUGGUGGUCCGUGGGUGUCUUCAUCUUUGAGAUGCUGGUCGGUGAAACUCCCUUUUACGCCGAGUCCCUGGUAGGAACGUAUGGAAAGAUCAUGGACCACAAGAACUCCCUCAGCUUCCCAGACGACAUAGAGAUGUCUAAGGAUGCUAAAGAUCUCAUCUGUGCCUUUCUAUCUGACAGGGAGGUGCGUCUGGGGCGCAGCGGAGUGGACGAGAUCAAACGCCACCCCUUCUUCAAGAACGACCAGUGGACCUUUGACAACAUCCGAGAGACUGUGGCCCCGGUGGUGCCAGAACUAAGCAGUGACAUAGACACCAGUAACUUUGAUGAGAUAGAGGAUGAUAAAAGCGAUGCUGAGACCUUCCCUCCACCCAGGGCCUUUGUCGGCAACCAGCUUCCAUUUGUCGGCUUUACUUACUUCAAGGAAGACCAGCUGCUGAGAGGAAAUAAAGGCAGCUCUGUGGAGGAUUGCGAGGACUGCGGGGAUAGCGCCGAGGAAAAGGAGUACUGCUCCGACAGUAAAAGAGAGCUGCAGAAAAAGCUACACCGGCUGGAGGAGCAGCUCAACCAUGAGAUGCAGGCCAAAGAUGGCUGGGAACAGAAGUGCAAAAAUGCCACCAGCCGCCUAGAGAAGUUGGUCAAAGAAUUAGACGAGGAGAUGAGCAGCAGGCAGAGAGUCGAGUCCUCUUUGAGGCAGCUGGAGAGAGAGCGAGCCCUGCUGCAGCACCAAAGUGCCGAGAACCAGCGCAAGGUGGACAUUGAGAUGGACAGAAAACGCAGCCUGGAGAAUGAAUUGAACAACCUGAAAGAUCAGCUAGAAGAGUUGAAGCGGAAGAACCAAAAUUCCCAGAUCUCCACUGAGAGGAACAUUCAGCUGCAGAGACAACUGGAGGAUGCCAACGCUGUCCUCCAGGCGGAGCAAGAGGCAGCUGGGCGGCUGAAAAAGAGCCUCACAGAAGUUCAGAAGCAGGCUCAGGGCCUGGAGGUGAGCCUCAGGGAGGUGCAGGACAAGUGCAGCCAGCUGGAAAACAGCAAGAUGGAGCUGGAGAAGCAGCUGAUGGGCCUGCAAGCUGAGCUGGAGGCCGAGAGGAGAGACCGAAACCUUGGGGCGGAGACCAUCGCCGACCUACAAGGGCGUAUCUCUGGCCUGGAGGAGGAGAUGAAGAUGGCUAAGUCCUCUCUCUCCGGGGCUGAGACGGAGAAGAAGCAGCUACAGCAGAGGCUUACUGACCAGAAGAAGGAGAAGACCAACCAGGCGAUCGACCUGACAUUCAAGCUGAAGUCGCUCCAGCAGAGUCUGGAGCAGGAGGAGGCUGAACACAAGGCAACCAAAGCUAAGUUCGCUGAUGAAAACAAGAUCUACCAGUCCAUCGAGGAGGCCAAGUCGGGGGCUUUGAAAGAGAUCGAGCACACCCUUCAGGAGGAGCGAAGCGCGAAGCUACAAGUGGAGGGAAAGUUACUACAAUUUGAGAAGGACCACUCCAUGCUGGACUGUGACUACAAGCAGGCCCAGCACAAACUAGAUGAGCUGCGGGCACACAAGGACAAGCUCUCUGAAGAGGUGAAGAAUCUGAACUUGCGCCUGGAACAAGAGAUACAGAAGCGGAGUCUGAGCCAAAAUGAUCUGAAGGUGCAGAACCAGCAGGUAUCUCUGCUCCGCUCAUCAGAGAAGCAGCUCAAACAGGAGCUGAACCACCUGCUGGACAUGAAGCAAAGCUUGGAGAAACAGAACCAGGAGCUACGCAGGGAGAGGCAGGAGGCGGAUGGUCAGCUGAAGGAGCUGAAGGACCAGCUGGAGGCAGAGCAAUAUUUCACGACCCUUUACAAGACUCAGAUUCGUGAGCUGAAGGAGGAGUGCGACGAAAGGAAUAAGCUUUACAAAGAAGCCCGGCAGAGACUGGAGGAAUACCAGGAGGAGAGGGACUCGCUGGCAUCCCAGCUGGAGGUUAGCUUGACCAAAGCAGACUCUGAGCAGCUGGCUCGCUCCAUCGCCGAGGAGCAGUACUCUGAUCUGGAGAAGGAGAAGAUCAUGAAGGAGCUGGAGAUCAAAGACAUGAUGGCCAGACAUAAGCAGGAGCUCGGCGACAAGGAGGCCACCAUCAGUUUGUUGGAAGAGUCAAACCGCACCCUCACAGUGGAUGUGGCCAACCUGGCGAGCGAGAAGGAAGAGCUCAACAACCAACUCAAGGAUAUGCAGCAACAGCUCCAGAAAACCAAGGAGGAGGAGAAAAAGAUCAACUCUGUCAAGCUCUCAUUUGAAAGGCAGCUGCAAAAUGAAAGGACGCUUAAGAUUCAGGCCGUCAACAAGCUGGCAGAGGUCAUGAACAGGAGGGAGAACGUGCACGGCGGUCACCGAGGUAACGACACCCAGGUGCGCAGGAAGGAAAAGGAGAACCGGAAGCUGCAGCUGGAGCUGAAGUCCGAGAAGAUGAAGCUCAGCAGCACCAUCAUCAAGUACCAGAAAGAGCUCAAUGAGAUGCAGGCCCUCAUACAAGAUGAGAGCCAGGGCCGUCUGGAGCUUCAGAUGGCUCUGGACAGUAAAGACAGUGACAUUGAGCAGCUGCGAAGUCAAAUCAGCUCCCUCAGCGUUCACUCGCUGGACUCCACCAGCAUCAGCAGCGGCAACGACCUGGACAUGGACGAUGGAUACCCAGAUACCAGGCUGGAGGGCUGGCUGUCGCUUCCUGCCAAGAACACCAAGAGGUUUGGCUGGGACAAAAAGUACGUGGUGGUGAGCAGUAAGAAGAUCCUCUUCUACAACAGCGAGCAGGACAGAGAGCUGUCCAACCCCUUCAUGAUACUGGACAUCGAUAAGUUAUUCCAUGUCCGACCCGUCACUCACACAGAUGUGUACCGUGCAGAUGCCAGAGAAAUACCCAGGAUAUUCCAGGUAUUGUACGCCAAUGAAGGCGAGAGUAAACGUGACCACGAGUUUGUGGUGGAUCCCCUUCCGUUCGGCGAACGCCCCUCCUACAUCGGCCAUAAGGGCCACGAGUUCAUCCCCACCCUCUAUCACUUCCCCUCCAGCUGCGAGGCCUGCACCCGGCCCCUGUGGAACGUCUUCAAGCCCCCGCCAGCGCUCGAGUGCCGCCGCUGCCACACCAAGUGCCACAAAGACCACCUGGACAGAAAAGAGGAGGUCAUAGCACCGUGCAAGGUGAACUACGACAUGUCCACCGCCAAAGAGCUCCUCCUCCUGGCCUGUUCCCAGGAAGAGCAGCAGCGCUGGGUCAGUCGGCUCAUCAAGCGCAUCCCCAGGAGACACCCGACCAGCAGCCCCCCAUCAGGAGUACAGGGCCAAACCCCAGAGUCGACAUUACGAUCGUCUCCUCGCCUCUCCCCCCGCCAAUCCCCCAGGAGCUCCCCGCACAUGUCGCACCACCGCGGAGCCAUCAAGAUCCAGCCCAGCAGACAGCAACAGUCGACAGGGAAGCCCAGUUAACCCUGGCCACCCGAAACGUGUUUUUCCCCCCAUGUGGAAUAUUCAACCACGGUCUGGACAAAAGCCCCUGUGUCCGUGGUUUGUUCACAGAGAGACUGCAAAAUACAUUUAAGAAAAGAUGGACAGCGACUCUCACAGUAACUGGAUUUCAUACUUGGAAGUGGGAAUCUCCUCGUCUCGCCUGCCUUAGUACACGUUGGACAUUUGAGACUCCCGCCACCUGUGAGGAAAAAGCAACAAACCCGAGCGCCACAACUGGCGAAGAAAAACGCUUUAUUUUAUAAUCAUCCUAACACAGACGUUGAUAUUUUACCAGUAUUUUCUUAAAUCUUUACUGAGAUCUGCAAAGUGUUUGCCGUGUGUAUGAACAUCUGUAUAUAUAUAUAUAUGAGGGACAGGACUGGUGAAGUAUCACAAAAUGGGGGGCUGUCUCUCAGUUUAUGAUAGUUAUAUUUUUAUGAAUAUAAUGUGUAACUCUGCAUUUGUUAAAUAUUAUAACUUGUAUAAGGAUGAAAAGAUGGUUUUAAGGAAUGGGAGGGUAUGACGUCAUGCAACGUAGAGUUUAAGUGUUGGAUCUGUGUCAGGAAACUAAAGGUAAAAGUAACAAUGUAUCAUGCCGUUCUUGAUGAGAUCAAAUAAACUGUGCAAACCUAACAUGAAAUAA
This is a messenger RNA of Lampris incognitus (smalleye Pacific opah), 5581 nucleotides long. Its product is annotated as rho-associated protein kinase 2-like. The transcript is spliced from 32 exons. Gene Ontology annotation, molecular function: small GTPase binding; ATP binding; Rho-dependent protein serine/threonine kinase activity. Lineage: Eukaryota; Metazoa; Chordata; Actinopteri; Lampriformes; Lampridae. The record is from RefSeq and is a predicted model, not a curated record. Gene Ontology annotation, biological process: positive regulation of centrosome duplication; smooth muscle contraction; Rho protein signal transduction. Bases 694 to 4917 code for a protein of 1407 amino acids. Gene Ontology annotation, cellular component: cytoplasm; cytoskeleton; centrosome.